GGAACCAACCAAUCGGAGCCCACGGUUAGUGACGGUGAGGCGGAAAUGGUUUGAUGCACCUGCCGGAGCAGAGGACGGAUGUUCGUGAAGUGAAAGCAGCAGAGCAGCUCCCCCACCGGUGAACGCGCUGGAAGUGAUGUCUGUCUGCCGGCUGUAGCGUCUUCACAGCAAGAGGAUGCAGAUCCUGAUUGCCAAGCUGCUUGGCCUGCUGGGGCUGUUUGUUCUCAUGCUAGCUGGUAUUCUGGCCCCAGUGCGCCUCCUGCUGGCCGACCACGACAAAGCCAACAGGUACAGACGGGGGCUGGCUCUGUGCAACUCAUUCGGAGGCGGCGUGUUCCUGGCAACAUGCUUCAACGCUCUGCUGCCGGCCGUCAGAGACAAGGCGGACGCCGUCUUCCAGCAGCUGAAGAUCAGCAGCGACUACCCGCUGGCUGAGACCAUGAUGAUGGUGGGCUUCUUCAUCACCGUGUUUGUGGAGCAGGCCAUCCUGACCUUCAGGAAGGAGAAGCCGUCCUUCAUCGACCUGGAGACCUUCAACGCCGGCGGGUCGGAGGCCGGGAGCGACUCCGAGUACGACGCUCCCUUCAUCCCGUCGCCGCGGGGCUCUGCGGCCAGAGACGGGCGGACGGGCCGCGGACACCAGCACGGACACUUUUCAGCGGCCGAGCUGGCGGGGGCGGGGCCUCUGAGGCUGGCCGGGCUGGUUCUGGCCCUGUCGGCCCACUCGGUGUUCGAGGGGCUGGCGCUCGGCCUGCAGGAGGACGGAGCCAAGCUCGGCAGCCUUUUCCUGGGCGUGGCCGUCCACGAGACGCUGGCCGCCGUCGCCCUGGGCGUCAGCGUGGCCAAGGCGUCGCUCGGCAUGAAGGACGCCGCCAAGCUGGCCGUCACCGUCAGCCUGAUGAUCCCGCUGGGGACGGUGGUGGGGAUGGGCAUCGAGUCGGCCCAGACGCUGGCGGGCAGCGUGGCGUCGGUGCUGCUGCAGGGACUCGCCGCCGGGACCUUCCUGUUCGUCACCUUCUUCGAGAUCUUGUCCCGGGAGCUGGAGGGGAAGCAGGACAGACUCCUUAAAGUGCUCUUCCUCAUCCUGGGCUACGCGGUGCUCGCCCUACUCGUCUUCAUCAAGUGGUGACAGACAGGAAGUGGGCGGAGCUGCUCUUUAGUAGAUACAAUCAAGGCCACGUCACUUCCUCUGUGCGGUGCGCCCCCUCUGGGGCAAAGCAGGUACUACGGUUUGAACGGGGGUUGAAGCGCUUCCUGUGUUUGGUGCAUUAAAGUAUAAAAUAAGCUGCA
This is a messenger RNA of Fundulus heteroclitus (mummichog), 1290 nucleotides long. RefSeq names its product zinc transporter ZIP3. Gene Ontology annotation, cellular component: plasma membrane. Bases 176 to 1129 code for a protein of 317 amino acids. The record is from RefSeq and is a predicted model, not a curated record. Gene Ontology annotation, molecular function: zinc ion transmembrane transporter activity. NCBI's taxonomy places the organism in Eukaryota, Metazoa, Chordata, Actinopteri, Cyprinodontiformes, Fundulidae. Gene Ontology annotation, biological process: zinc ion transmembrane transport. The transcript is spliced from 3 exons.